This is a messenger RNA of Acipenser ruthenus (sterlet), 3053 nucleotides long. Its product is annotated as transforming growth factor beta activator LRRC32-like. The transcript is spliced from 2 exons. Gene Ontology annotation, molecular function: protein binding. The record is from RefSeq and is a predicted model, not a curated record. Bases 1 to 2184 code for a protein of 727 amino acids. NCBI's taxonomy places the organism in Eukaryota, Metazoa, Chordata, Actinopteri, Acipenseriformes, Acipenseridae.
AUGCUCCAGGGCUACAGAACCCACAGUCAUGUUGCUCUUCCACAGAACACUCCAGAUAGAAUGACUCCCUCGAUCCUGACCUGGCUUAUGCUACUGCACUGCUCUUGCAUUUCAUCCACAUUCGGCUCCAGCAGUGAACAGUAUGCAAACCAGAGCAUCUGUCACAAGCGCAGAUUUCAGGAGCUGUCUUGCUCCUCUCUCAAUCUUUCAUCUGUUCCAAAUUACCUGGAAUCCGGACUUAAAAAACUUGAUCUGUCCAACAACUUUAUCCGAACUCUCAACGAGGAAUCCACAGCAACACUAAGAUCACUGCAGGAGCUGGAUUUAAGUUUCAACCGGUUAGAUCUAUUAACCCGGAGCGCUGGGAGAAACUUGGUACAGCUUCAAAGUCUUAAUCUUACAGGAAACAACCUGGAUAGGAACAGGAAAAGAAACAGUGCAGCCUUGCAAUCGCUGAAGAGCCUGAAAGUGCUGGAGCUGUCCCAGAACAAUCUGAACAGCGAUACCGCCGCUCUGUAUCUGAAGAACAUGUCCUCGCUGGAGCACCUUGGCUUAGCCAGAAACAAACUGACAAAACUUUCUUCAGAAUUAUUCCACCAAUCCCCCAACUUGGAGAGCAUCAGCCUUGAAGACAACAUCAUUGUGGAAAUCGACGAGGGAACCUUUGAGGGUCUGAAGAGACUCCGGGUGUUAAACCUGGCCUUCAACUCACUGCGCUGCAUCUCCGAUUUUCAACUGAAACAACUGCUUACCCUGAACCUCAGCAGAAACUCCAUUGAGUUCUUUGUGACGAGUGAAAAUGAAGACGUGUAUCUACUUGAAACUUUGGACCUUAGUUAUAACAGGCUGCUUUACUUUCCCCUGCUCCCCAAAAGGAGUGCUUUACAAUAUCUGUAUUUACAGAACAACGAAAUGGGUUCACUUACACUUGGAUCCGCAUUUUCAGAAGUAAGAACUCUGUACCAAGAAAUCACAAGAUUAGAUACUCCCAACAGCAAAACAGUCUUCAAGCUUUAUUCAAACACGACAUUUACAAACUUGGUUCACCUGGAUUUAAGCAACAAUCUAUUCACGUCCUUCCCGUUUCACUUUUUACACGACCUGAUUGCUCUUCAGCACCUUAACCUCAGCGACAACUGCCUUCAGAACUUCACUUUGGAAGAAAGUGCUGCAGAAACCCAAGUGACACCUGAGCGACCAUCUCCACUAUUUCAGAAGCACAUUCUUCUCCCAUCCAUGAGGACACUGGAUCUGCACAGCAAUCUAAUCCACUAUCUGCCCCCUUGGUUCUUUGAGCUCCUACCCCAGAUAGAACGAGUAAAUCUAGGGAAAAACAGCUUGCAACCCUGUGCAAUCUCCCAUGCUUUUGCAAGCAAUGGUCCUGCAUUGCAAAACGUGAGCCAUAAUGGUGACUGUGUGGACUUUUCUGGUUUAGGAACUCUGAAGCACCUGGAUCUGCAUGAAAAUAACAUUGCAGUGCUGUUCCCUCACGUGUUUCACGGAACUCCUUUGGUUUCUCUUGACCUCGCUGGUAAUACACACCUUAGGAUAGCUGCUAAGGCUCUUGACAGCCUGGCAUCCACACUGCAGGAGCUGUCCGUCAGUGGCAACCUGAUGAUAAACUCCGAUUUACCUCUGCCUUGUCUGAAAGAGUUAAGAAGGCUGGACUUGUCCAACAACCUCCUAGGCGCUCUACCUCCGCAAAUCAGAUGCUCCCCACUGGUGGAGAUCGAUGUUCGGAACAACUCCUUGACCGGGCUAGAUGUGCCGGCGGUCACCUGCUGGUCUAGAAGUCUUCAGACCAUCCAGCUAAGCAGAAACUCUUUCAGUUGUUGCACUCUAGAUUGGCUGAGGAUCAUGCAGGAAUCUAAGGUGGACAUCGACGAUCUGGAGGACGCUGUGUGUUUCUAUCAGCAGAAUUACACGCUUGCAGUAGCUUUAACAAGGGACCAUUCACAAGAGUGUCCGCAUGGGGCGGCAGCAGAAACGACAUUCCUACUAGGCUUACUAAUCGUAGCCGUUCUGCUUAUAACAGCUGCUGUGGUUAUUGGUAAAUUAAAGUACCAGAAACCAGGGACUUCUGUCGAACUUAAGAGUAACAAAGUGGCGUCUUUUGAAUAUACUCAAGACAUCGACUGUGGUCCUAAGGUGGCUAAACUCAAUUUAUUUGAAACUGAGACUUAAAAAGCUAGCUCAUUCUGGUUGUCUUUUUUGUAACAUAUGUUUAGGCAGAUAAUGAGUUAACAAGUUUCUUCACUUGAAUAUUUAUACAAGAGCAAUAUAAACAGGAGUGAACAAUGUAUACCUAUAUUUUAUUUUUCACUCACAAAGUAUAAUAUUUGAUUAUUUACAAAGCUCUCUCUGAAACACUACCUCUUAUGCAUAAAGCCUUACUUCUUUCUCUGCAAUUGUUAUUGUGUGUACCUCUUCACAGCAGACAGAUACUAGUGCUAGAACACAAGCAGAAGCCCUGUAUUCUAUAUAUCUUAGGAAAGCUUUGUAGAAUAAGUGUGAACAGCUCAAACCUAAAUAGAAUGAGCAAAGUCACAUUUCAGUCUUUUUUUUUGGGGGGGGGGGGGGUACUGUACCCUAUACUUUAAAAUUCAGUAGAAACUGAAAACAUCUCAACUGAAAAUGUUGUCACAUGUGCGCAUCACACCGAAGUGACUUUGAUCAUUGACUAGCUUUAUUUCGUUUUGUUGGCAAGUAAUCAAUACAUCAAUGCUUAGAUACUCACACAAUCUCCCUACUAAUCACCCACAUUACCACUUCGUUUCCCCUUUAUAAUCUGUGCAGUGGAAUUGAUGUGUAUGUUCCUGGCCAGUUUCAAAGGUGGGGAGCUGUGAAGGAUGUGUGAUAUUUCCUAUAUAAAACAGGGGAAAUAUUAUAUUUGCAUUUGAAAUUGUCUACUACUAUUAUUUUCUUCUUUAUUCUAAUGUUAUUUAUGUGAUGUAUCCAUUUAUAUACAAAUACGUAUUUAUUUAUUUAUAAUAUGAUGUUGUUAUGGUGAUUUUUUUUUAUACUAUUUGGUAAUAAAGAAUAUAUAAUUUAAA